UCUGUGCUCGUGUUUAUAUGCAAUUCAACACGCCACUGCAUAAUACAGCGAUAUUUUCCGUGUAGUUUGUCGCUUUUCGGUUAAUUCGAUCGUUUAAGUGAUUAGUGAGUGCAGUCAGCUCUCCUUUCCUCUUCACUGGCCGUCAGCGACGUUUCUUGGCUUAAAAUAAAGGCACGGCGCGUUCAUACGUCACUUUACGGUAGAAGGCUGAAGUUGUAUUUUCACAGCGAGAGACAGAGAAGAGAGAGCCACUGCUUCAAACAGCGCCGUGCAGACACUCAGCAUCUCCUUCAGACAAGCGACGAGGUCGGCUUGCUCGGGACAGCGUAAAAAAUAAAAAAUAAAAAAAAUUGGAAAGCACAGCUCAGGUCUGCGUGGGGACUCGGAGCAGCCGUCGCUGUCAGGGAGCUCCUGUCCCAAUUUGGCUGUGAGCACAAAACACCAGUCAGCUACACGGCCUGACUAGAGUCUAAGAUGCCCUAGGCCGGGAGAAGGGAAAUGUAAAUGGCUUCCAAAGUAAAAGAUGCUGUGGUGUGGUACCAGAAAAAGAUUGGCGCCUAUGACCAACAGAUAUGGGAGAAAUCAGUGGAGCAGCGAGAAAUAAAGUUUAUUUCUCUGGGCUUGAGAAACAAGCCAAAGAAGACCGGACAUGUCAAACCAGACCUGAUUGACGUGGACUUGGUUAGAGGUUCAGCGUUUGCCAAGGCCAAACCUGAGAGUCCGUGGACGUCGCUGACCAGGAAGGGCAUCGUCAGAGUCGUCUUCUUCCCAUUCUUUUAUCGAUGGUGGAUCCAGGUCACCUCCAGGGCCAUUUUCCUCUUACUGCUGGCUCUCUAUUUGCUGCAAGUGGCAGCAGCAGUGCUGUAUGUUUCCAUCCCUCAGUCUCAUGGGAUACCAACCACCGAGGUGUUUGGAGCCAUCUGGCUCAUGUUGCUGCUGGGCACCGUCCACUGUCAGAUCGUCUCCACCAGGACACCGAAACCUGCCUCCAGCAGCGGGGGGAAGAGACGCAGGAAGUUGAGGAAGGCAUCUCAGAUGGAGGUGCAUAGGGAAGGCGACGGGUCUAGCACUACCGAUAACACACAGGAGGGGGCGCCACACUCCCACUCAGCCAGCACCACAUACAGCCUGGGCGCUCUCUUCCAAGAUUUCUGGCAUGAUAUCUGUAAAGCUGGAUCUAAGAAGUCCAAGCUGUCAAUCGACAAGUCAACAGAGACCGACAACGGCUACGUGUCGCUGGACGGCCGGGUGACCAAUCGCAGCAGCGAGGAGGGGCUCCAGCUCCACGAGCAGCGAUGUGAUUCGUUGAACCGGGCUGACGAAGUGUGCUGGAACUCUCACGUGAAGCCAGCGCACGCUCACACACCCCGCAGCACUGGACUGAUGCUGGCCAGUGGCAAUAAGGAGCCAGCAUCAGAUGAGGCGUCCAGCGAGGAGGACCCUGAAGUAUCCUACAGCGCCCUCCGCAGGGGAGUGGAGAGAAUGAACAGUGAAUGUACUCUCAGAAACCGCAAGAGUUCACACCACUACAAGAAACACUACGCUGUGGAGGAUGUCCCAAAGUCCGGCACCAGCUGCAGCUCCAGAUGUUCCAGUCUGAGGACUCAGGACUCUGAGAGCACUCGGCACGAGUCUGAGACGGAGGACCUGAUGUGGGAAGACUUCCUGCACUGUGCUGAGUGCAGGUCAUCCUGCACCUCCGAGACAGAGGGAGAGGGAGGUGGGACGCCCGUCUGUCCUCCUGCUAAAAAGGAAUACAGAGACGACCCUUUCCAUCAGGGUCACGUUCCCUGGCUGCACAGCUCCAACCCCGGUCUGGAGAGGGUGAGCGCCAUCGUGUGGGAGGGAAACGAGUGCAAGAAGGCCGACAUGUCCGUCCUGGAGAUCAGCGGCAUGAUCAUGAACAGAGUGAACCUCUACACUCCUGGUAUUGGUUACCAGGUGUUUGGGAACCUGGUUUCAGUGACACUCGGCCUCACACCUUUCGCAUACAGGCUGGCUCAGUACCGCGACCUGGAUCAGCUGACAACACUUUCAGCCAAUGAGCUCCUCUCUGUUGCGCUGGGUGGCGGGUCUGGAUCAGACGCCUUGGUCAUCACCAUGGUGACACUGAGCUUCCUGGUGCGUGUUUGCCUUAUAUGGCUCUUCUUCUUCCUGCUCAGUGUAGCAGAGAGGACCUACAAACAGAGGCUGCUGUUUGCCAAGCUGUUCGGUCACCUGACUUCAGCCCGCAGAGCCAGGAAGUCUGAAGUCCCUCAUUUUAGACUGAAGAAAGUUCAGAACAUCAAGAUGUGGCUGUCGCUACGCUCCUACCUCAAGAGACGGGGUCCUCAGCGUUCAGUGGAUGUGAUCGUGUCUUCUGCCUUCCUGCUCACUCUGUCUGUCGUCUUCAUCUGCUGUGCACAGUUGCUGCACAUCCACGAAACGUUCCUGGAGUGUCACUACAACUGGGAGCUGGUGAUCUGGUGCUCCAGUCUGUCUCUGUUCCUGCUCAGGUUCGUCACUCUGGGCUCCGAGACCAGCAAGAAGUACAGCAACACCUCCAUACUGCUCACUGAACAGAUCAACCUGUAUCUCAAGAUGGAGAAGAAGCCAAACAAGAAAGAAGAGCUGACACUGGUCAACAACGUCUUAAAACUGGCUACCAAACUACUCAAAGAGUUGGACACUCCUUUCAGGCUGUAUGGGUUGACGAUGAACCCUCUGCUCUACAACAUCACCCAGGUAGUCAUCCUGUCCGCCGUGUCUGGAGUCAUAUCUGACCUGCUAGGAUUUAACCUGAAGCUAUGGAAGAUCAAAUCGUGACAGUGAACAGAGAAGCGGCGUCGACCUUCACUCUCACUGACUGAUUUAACGCCUGACUGAAAGACUGAACGUCGGUCUCCACAUAUCCGAGUGCUUUGACCUUCAACGUUCCCACUUUGUGCAAUUCACACAUUUAUUUAUUUACCCACUCAGUGUUUUUACUUAGGUUUUAUUUGAAUUGUAGUUUGUUUCAUUUUUGUGUUCUUUGACACAAAACAAUGCUAUAUUUUACCUGUCAACAACAAGUGUUAGUAUUAUUAUUAUUAUUAUUAUUAUUAUUAUUAUUAUUAUUAUUAUUAUUAUUAUUAUUAUUAUAGGCAUAAAUUAUUAUGGUUUAGGUUCUCAGCUGCAUCUGCGACAGUUUUCAAUCAAAUAUUUGAAGGCAAAGUAUUGAGAUGCCGAUGGGUCAAAAAUGAUUUUGUCAUUUUUUUGUGUUUUGUUUGCUGAAACUGAAAGUUAUAUUAUUUAUAUGUUGAGUCAAUUUCAAAACAAAAUUCUGUUACGACCUUAAAACUCGUUUUUAAAAAAACACAAACAUUAGUCCAGCUGUUUUUCUUUCUUUUUUUCCCCCCCGAGAACAAAUAAACUUGUUUAGAGAAUACAUUAUCAUUUUAAAUCUGGCUGGUUUGGUGCAAAAAACAAACAAAAAACAACUAAAAUUAGAGACGUUUGUUGUUAUUUCCUUGUGUUUGACGAAUAAGAAUGUAAAGAUCAUCUGUUUUUAGAGUUCUCAGCAUCUUAGUUCCUCAAAAUUCCCCGUUCAUACCAGCUCCCAGAUGUAAUAACUACAUUUACAUAUCUGUUUGUGAAUGUUAACAGUAACGUUCUGUUGGUAAAUUGUGGGGAGAGGUGAAGCAUCAGAUGACAUCAGCCCUGCAGAAAAACAAUCACACUGUUAGAAAACAGAACAUGUGUGUAAAAAAAGCUCAAUGUGGAUCAUAAUCGAUACAGGCGUGAACUCGUGUGUAGAAAUAGAAGUCUCAUUAGAGCAGCAUUAAACACAUUUAUUUUAUUUCUUCUCCCCACAUCAGUGGGUUCGACAGUAUUUCCAGCAAUACUUGUGUGCAGGUAGUAACAUGUUGUCAUGUUGUCACUGGUUCAGGACGUUUUCAUACAACAUCCAUUAAAUGUGCAGAAAAUGAUGACAUCGCUUCUGUUCAGAGCUGUUUUAAAGGGCAACCCCACCAAUUUUACACACUGAAGUGUGUUAACAGGUCUUGGGGAGUUCUACAGCAUAUGUGAAUAAAGUAGUAUAAAGCCUUUUCCAUGUAAUUUGGUUGCAUUGUGGGUAAUGUACGCGACACAUUUUUGAAAAUCAGUCCGCUGGUAUAGCUCUCCUGUAACACUGUUUGGCUUGUUUUAAAAAAACAAAAAACAAACAGCAGAUGUAAUCGCCUUUUUAAUUCCAUACAUUUUUCUUCUGUUUCAAAAUCUGCGGCUACAUUAUCCACAAAGCAACUUAGCCACUGUGUGAAAUUGGUGGCGUUACCUUCAAGUGUAGAUUAGGACCUUCUUCUACUCCCAGCAUUUGAAACAUCACACUUCGUUUUUGCUGAAAGUUUCAACAUCAUGUUUUAUUUAAGGUUCAGAAGUGUUGGAAAUAUAAAUUUACUUGAUCAUUAAGGAGCAAAUUUGUGCCUAAUAUGAAGAAAUGUGACUGAAUCUGGUCAAAAGGUGGUCUCUGUUUUUUGGGAAUUAAAAUUGUUCGAUUGAAAAUGUAUCAAAAGGACAAAAACUUUUUAAAUUGAAGAUUUCUAGUAUCUUCAGCUGUUCUUCAGUCAGUGGACACCCUUUACUGUAAUUUCUUACACUGCAUGUCAUAAUUCUGUUUCUGAUUGAUUGGUCAGGUUGUCAUUCAACAUCAAACUCAACCAGUAAAGAAAUUCAGUGGAUUUUAUAUAACAUUUGAUAUCAGACUACCAGAACUAAACCUGACAAAAUUCCCUGCAGUUAAACGACCACUGAACAUGAAGACUUGCACUUUAACAACAGAUUCAAAAUGGAGGAAAAGAAGUCGCAUCUUGUUCCAGCAUCACAAGAUUCUCUUUAGUACCUCACCUUGCUCUCGAUCCGAAUAAAAAAAAAUACUACAUCAGCAGUUCCCAUCAGUCUGAAGUAACUCCUACGUGGUACGCAAAGUUAUCAUGCCCCACAGAAAACAUCCUAAAUGUUCCCCUCAGUUCACCACUUAACAGAAACUAACUUCAUUGCUCGCAUAAUCAUCUUCAGUGUGUUUGAGGAGGAAGACCAAAGUGCUUAUUUUACUGUUUGUGUUUUUGUCCGUCUCUGCUGGAAAAAGAAUGUAUUUGCAGCAUUAUGCUUUAAGAUCUAUUUUUAAGUUGUAUUUUUGUUUCUCUUUUUUGCUCUUUUCAUUGUUCAUUUGUAAAGGGUUGUUUGUCGCGCUCUCGCCGGAAAAGGCGGGACGUCAUUUUACUGUGUUUUUAAAAAGGAAUGAAAAUGAAGAUUGAAAUGUAUGUAUGUGUGUAUGAAUCUAGGUUGAAGGACUCGACGUUGUGAUCUUGUUUUCAAAGAGUCUGAACAUUUAGAUUAAGGGUUUUUUUGUGAACUGGUCUGUCCACAAGGUCUCCAUUUUUAUAAGAAAAAUAAAAAGAAAUGGAUGUUGAUGCAUCGA
Molecule: messenger RNA, 5437 nt
Organism: Acanthopagrus latus (yellowfin seabream)
Lineage: Eukaryota; Metazoa; Chordata; Actinopteri; Spariformes; Sparidae
Product: putative homeodomain transcription factor 2
Exons: 22
Coding region: 505-2805 (766 amino acids)
Cellular component (GO): endoplasmic reticulum
Source: RefSeq, a predicted model, not a curated record